AUGGCGGAAUGUUCUGAUAGAAAUGAAUCGAGAGAGGGAGAGAUGAGGGAAAUGUGUGGUGAUUUGGGUUUGGUUAAGAAGUUGGUCGAGGAGUGGUGCGGUAAGGUGGAGUUGAAAGAGAAGGGGAUUGAUGAGUGUGUUGCCAAGCUUGAAUUGAAGGAGAAAGAAUUCGAGUCGAGAUUCGGGGAGCUUAGUGUGAUUGAUAAGAGGGUUAAUGAGUGUCUUGACGAUGUUGAGAUGAAGGAAAAGGAGUUGGAUUCAGUUGUGAAGCUGAUACUAGAUGAGAAACUGAAAUUGGAUUGGCAGCAAAUGUCGGUUGAAGAGACCGAGAAGCGGUUGGGUUCGGUGUCGAGUGGACUGGAAAGAAAAGAGAGGGAACUUGAAGUGCAACAACAACAAAUUGGUUCGGUUUACCAAAUGUUUCAGAUGAAAGAGAAUGAACUUGAACAGCAGGCUCAAGAGGUUGAGUUGAAACGCCAGCAAAUUGAGUCACUUUGCCAUCUGUUUCAGAUGAAAGAGGGGCAGCUUGAAAAGCAAGCUCAAGACCUUGAAACGAAACACAAACAAAUUGAAUCAAUGCGCCAUCUGUUUCGGAUGAAACAGGGGCAGCUUGAAAAUCAAGCCAAGGAGCUUAGGUUCAAGCAGCAACAAACUGAUUCAUUCUCUCAAUCACUUAUCAUCAAAGAAAGGGCACUUGAACAGCGGGAAAAAGAGAUUGAACCAAAACAACAACAAAUUGUUUCAGUUUCGCAGACACUUCAGAUGAAAGAGAGGAGACUUGAACAACAGGCGAAAGAGCUUGAGUUGAAACAAAAACAAUUUAUUUCUCAGGUGAAGAUGGUCCAAUCUAGAACUGCCACCGGUCCUUCAUCUGCAACUGAUGAAUUCAGGUCCAUCAUCAAUAUGGAUGGCAGAGGCUUGCAGUUUUUCAUGACUGAACAAUUGAAAGUGAUUGAUUCAAUGCGUACUCAAAUGUCCGCUGCUUUUCAAGUAUCGUCAGACCCAGGAAAUUUGGUUUUGGAUGCAAUGCAAGGAUUUUACCCUUCAAAUUCAAAUCUGGAAAACAAGGACACUGAUUUUGAUCUGAGCUUUAUUAGAAGGAGUUGUAUUCUUCUGUUACAGGAGCUAGAGAGGAUGUCACCUAAAAUUAAUCCUGGGGUGAGAGAAAAAGCACUAAAGUUGGCAGCUCAUUGGAAAUCCAACCUGACAGUGGCCUCUGGUGAUUCGGUGGAGGUCUUGGGAUUUUUGCGGCUUGUAACUGCGUUUGAAUUAUCCUCUGCAUAUGAUGCCAAUGAGCUUCAGAGUCUUCUUUCUCUAGUUUCUCAUCCUGAACAAGCAGCUGAAUUAAGCAGGGCUCUUGGUGUCAAAUAUAAGGAACCUUGUAAGCUCCCUCUGUCUUUAUAA
Molecule: messenger RNA, 1404 nt
Organism: Fragaria vesca subsp. vesca
Lineage: Eukaryota; Viridiplantae; Streptophyta; Magnoliopsida; Rosales; Rosaceae
Product: flagellar attachment zone protein 1-like
Exons: 1
Coding region: 1-1404 (467 amino acids)
Source: RefSeq, a predicted model, not a curated record